CAACUUCCUGCAGCCAAUGAAACGCCGCGUUCGGUUUAGUUCCUGAAUACUGACAACAUUUCUUCUAUCUGCACGUGACCGUGUCUCGCUUCUGGUAGCGGCCGCGUUCGGAAGAAGGCUCCGCUUUCUUUUCUUCUUGGACGUCCUUUUCUUCUUCCUCUUCGGGUGUGGCGGCGGCGGCGGCGGCGGCGGCAGCAGCAGCAGCAAUGGGCUCAGCCACGGUCUUUCUGCUACCGAGUGUCUUGCUGGGCCUCUGCGCUGGGGAGAGGCUCUUUCCUAGCCGAGACGUCUUCCUCCAAAGUGGCUGGGAAGGGACGGCUUUGGGAGGCCGGCGCCGCGCCCUUCUGUCUUUGGAAGUGCUGGAAGCAGCGGCGGGAGACGUCCCUUGGCUGGCCUCGGGGCUCGUAGGGGACUUGCUGGAGUCGCAGCUGGAGCCGGACUGCAGGGAGCUCUUAGCGGGCUUCGCCAACAGCAGCGUCAGACUGACCAGUUGCUUAAUACGGAAUGCCCGGCCUGUGACGCUCUGCCAGAACUGCUACCACCAGUUCCGGGAGCUCAAGGAGCGGUUUGACAACAUCACCGGUGCCGUGGGGAAUUCUUCUGGGAGUAACCACUGUGCCAAAAGUCUCUUGAUGUCAGAUAGACUUCAGAUAGUUUCGAUCCUGUCUGGUUUUUUUACUGAUACAUGGGCAAAGGCAAACUGUGCAAAUUGCUUAAAGAAAAACAGUGAAGGCUUAUCGAAUAAUACAGUGAAGUUUCUGGCCUUAUUCAAUGAAUCGCUGGAAUGCUUUGAACACAACCUCCAGAGGCAGGGAGACUAUCUGCUAUCAAAUAACUACACAGAAGUAUGCAAGAACUGCAGCGUAACAUAUAAAAAAAUGAAUGACAUGUACAACUACAUGCAGAAGAGUGGCCAAAAAGAGGAAUCCGAAGAACAGUCCAAUUUGUGUAUUGAUAUUGAAGAUGCAAUGAACAUCACACGAAGGCUUUGGAGCAGAACUUUCAAUUGUUCUGUCCCCUGCAGUGAUACAGUGCCAGUGAUUGCGGUUUCUUCAUUUAUUUUCUUCUUGCCAGUUGUUUUCUAUCUGAGUAGCUUCCUUCACUCAAAGCAGAAAAAACGUAUCUUGAUUAUGACUAAACGGUUUCAGUCAAAUACCAGUUAUGUGAACAUCCAAGAAAAACUCAACUGAGCCUGCAGAAUGCAAGUCACAACAGGACCUAUCUGAUUUCUCUGAAGGAGAUAAUUACGGUUUUGCCUUACACUGUAUUGUAACAUGUUGAACAAAAUGCUGUGUGACUCUCAGAUGAUGUGGUAAACCUUUCCAUCGAGUUGCUGAGUCUGAUCUUUAGCGUGAAAGGAAAUAAGACGAUUUCCCACACUACCAUACUUCUGCUUUUGUCUCACAUUCUGCUUACUAACUUUUUCCCAUGCAGUUGUUUCCUUGAAACAUUCCUGUCCUCCAUACUUCUUAUACUGGAUUAGUAACAGUCUAGUUCAAACUUCCACAUUACAGGUUCACAAUUUCUUAUUAGUAGCAUUUUUGUUUGUCUGUAACCUGAGUAUUAAUUUUUAAGGUGUCAUCAGAAGAUGAAAGUAGAAUAACCAUAAUAAAUGCUAAUGUUCAGCAACUUAAGGUUAUGGAAUUGGACAGCUGUAAAACCAAAUAAUUUCUUGAAAUGCUGCUCAGCCAAAUGAAAUAGUUUCUGCAUUAUGAAAUUCCUUAUUGCUAGCACUAAGAUGGCAAAACUACUGAUCAUUUGAAUUAUGUAAUUUCUGGAAUCCCAUCUUGACCAAAACUUUGUCUCUUUAUACUGCCAUGGAUAGGGUCUGAUCACUUGCUGUCAUUGAUCACACUCUGUUUCAGGCAUCAGGGUCGUAUGAGUGCACGAAGUGUUGGACUUGUCAUAACUAAGGGCAAAUCACAGCAAGCCGUGGUGCCAGAUUGCAUAUGCAACCCUUGCUUUUUUACUUAAGUGAAUUCAUUUCUCCUCUGUCUCUAACCUUAGUCUUCAUAAAGUGGCUUUAUAUUUAACAGCACAUAGUAAAAUAUAUUUAUUAGAACUCUAACAGUAUUUUGCUAUUUUUGAAUAUAUUGCAUUGGGGAUGUUAAAGCUAAAAAUCACUGGAAAUGCUGAAUUGUUUGAACCUAAGAUAUAAAAGUGGUUUAUGUAUAUUUUGUGAAAUGUAGUUAAUUUUUCUUGGUACAGGGUUUUUUAAAAUUUUAAUAUGACGGUGUUUUAGCAGCAUACAGAUCUUUUAUCAUUUUAAGAUUUAAAACAUGGUUAAGAAAUCUAGACUCUCCGUAUUUCAGGAUCUAAAUCUGUGGUAGAACUGAAGUGGUUUAAAUCAAUGGGAUGAAUAAUUAUCUUUAUGUAGGAAAGAGUGGGGAAGGUGGUUAACUUUUCCCCCUUCUACAUAUUCCAAAUAGAGGAGAUUCUUCGUUUCAUAAGACUUGCAGGAAAAUGAAACAGGGUCACACAGAAAAGUAGGAACAGAGCAUGUCAAACCAGACUUAAGUUGGAUGAACAGUAGUCUAAUUUUUUUUUCACUCUAAUUUUAUACUCCCAGACCUCAUGUUUGUGAGUUAGAUCAUUAAAUGGAUUACAAAGCAGACCUACAAUCCUAAAUACUGGUGCUGAUGACUACAGCAUAUCAUAUUUUAUUAAGAUGGCAUAUCCAUAUUGUUGUAUUCUGCCAUCCAAAGUGUUCAUUUGCUGAUGCAUCACUUUUUAGGAGUGUGACAUUAGUUUGCUGUGUAAUAAUUAAAGCAUCAGGCAUUUCCUAUACCUUUUAGUGUUUGCUGUUCAACCCACAGUCCAUGAAAACAUCAGCAGAUAAGCAGCAAAGAUAAAAUAAAAAGUUAAUUAAAGUGUCAGGGUGUAAGGGUGUACCUACUCACUAAUCAAGUGAAUUGCACUUAUCAAUUUUGUGUUGUUCCUUCAUUGUACCACUGAGAUUCCCAAACCACUUAAGUCUGCAUAGUAUGAUUUGUGUCAGGUUAGUUAUGUUGGAUUAGCAGGGCGAAAGUGUUUUCAAAUAAAAGUAUGAGGAUGAGUAACACCUGAAGACAUGUCUGUUGCUGAUGAGACAAAUCAUGUUACUAUUUUUUAAUGUUCAGAUUUCAAGAUGCUUGGAUUUAGGCAACUGCGGCCCUUAAUAGCAUUACAUUAAUUUGAGGCAUCAUAUGAUGGGGAGCAGCUCAAAGCAAUCUUUCAUUCAUGCUGAGAGAGGCUGUGUGUGUGGAAAGCUACAGAAUGACAGAUUUGCUCCCAUAAGCAGUGGCUUUUUGAGCGCAUUCACAUUAAGUAGGUCUCAAAGUCAUUACUCUUGGGUAUAGUGGUUAAGCACUUGGGAGAAAAAAAGCUGCUUUUAUGAUUUUCUUAGCUGUUAAGCCAAAUGAAAGUACUCAUGUGAUUUUUGUUGUUUUCUUCUUGUUUAAACUGAAAAGAAUGAAAGACAUAAUUUGUUUCUAAACUUACAGAGUUGCUACUUUGUUAUAAUACUGUUUUUUCCACAGGGAUCAAUUGUACAUUGUGCAUUCAAAUCUCUUUUUACUGGAUUCCUUCCCUACUUUCUAGUCUUUGUUUUUCAACGUACAGUCCAUGAAAAAAAUCAGCAAAUAAACAGGAAAAAGUUUUUUUAAGGUUAAUUAUGCAGAAAAUUUGUUUUUUAUAACCUAAGGUGGAAUAAAGGUUAUUUAUUGGAAA
Messenger RNA from Varanus komodoensis (Komodo dragon), 3708 nucleotides. It is a transcript of the gene OSTM1, whose product is annotated as osteoclastogenesis associated transmembrane protein 1. The transcript is spliced from 6 exons. The record is from RefSeq and is a predicted model, not a curated record. Gene Ontology annotation, cellular component: cytosol. The coding region runs from base 207 to 1190 and encodes 327 amino acids. Lineage: Eukaryota; Metazoa; Chordata; Lepidosauria; Squamata; Varanidae.